AUGGAAAUGAAACAAAUUCUCCUUCUGGCCGUGCUGACGUUGCCCAGCGGCCGGUUCGCCUCGCCCGACCCGGAGGAGGAGCUCGCCUCGCUGGCGGAGCGCCCGAAGCACGACUCCCGGUCCUCCGCGGAGGAGCAGCGGCUCGUCGAAGGCGAGGCGGGCGUUCGCUCGCCCGGCAUCCCGCGGGCCUCGUGCCUGACGAUCGGCAAGCUGGUCUACUAUCGGGGCGUGAAGCUGAUCGUCGACGUGCUGGACGAGUUCAUGAAGCAGAAGAUCAACAACUCGUUGCGGCCGAAGGCCUUCGGUUUGGACUACGACGAUCUGGAUAAUAUCGAUUUGAGCGAUAUCGAUUUCGAUGAUCUGGUGCAGAGCGAUUUCGAUGUGGAUGUCUUCGACGAGGAUUCCCUCGGGAAUAUUGAUGGUUUGAUUUUUGUUGGUGAUGAGGAUGAAGAUGAUGAUGAGGAUGUGGAUGAGGAUGAGGAGCAACGAAAGAUGGAUACGAAGAAAUCUAAUUCGAACGUUUUGCAGAAUUUUGUAAUGCCUCAGUUCGAUUACAACAUCCAGAUACAACAGCAGGGGCAAAUGCAGGAGCAAAUGGCAAUGCAGGGGCAAAUGCAGGGACCAAUGCAGGUGCAAAUGCAGGGGCAAAUGCAGGGGCAAUUUCCGGGGAACUACCCGAACGACAUGUCGCAGUUUUCCUUCAAUCCCGGGCAGUUGAACUCUUACGGACCUAUGAAUAAUUUCAAAGGUCCAGACUCGAACAGCAAUCAAUCGUUCACGCUGUCGGGGAAUUCGAACAACAGAGUACCGGCGAUGGUGGGAAGUACCGGCAAUUCGAACUACUGCCAGUCGGAUUACUUGAUCAUCCCGAUGGCCUCGAACGUUGGGAGACCGGCCACGGGGCUGUCGAGCAGCGUGGAUCGAAUUUGCGGGGGUGUUUUGGCGGCUGAUGUUACCACCAUGCCUACGCCAGUAAGAAGCAACGUGAGGCCUUUCCAUAUGUAUUUCCAUUCAGAUGGUGUGGAAGCUCCGAAUGAUAUCGAUAACAAAGGUUUCUGCCUCAAUUACAUACAAGUACCUUGUGCGAACGCUUUCACUUAAACAGGAACCUUACAGGAAAAGUACAUAUGUACAGUGGGUGUUGAACAAAUAUACGUGAAACAGGUACCCCUAAUUUUCAAUUUGUUCUUGUCAUUUUGCCAUUUGACAAUUUUAGAAAAUUCUUAGAUUUUGUAAAC
Messenger RNA from Phyllotreta striolata, 1238 nucleotides. NCBI's taxonomy places the organism in Eukaryota, Metazoa, Arthropoda, Insecta, Coleoptera, Chrysomelidae. The record is from the annotation of a GenBank genome assembly.